AUGGGAGAUGCGAGGUCUGAAGACCAAUGGGUCAGCGUUCGCGUCUUGAAUAGAAUGCGGAAAAAUGACAUUUCUUUCAAAAACGCCGCCCUAUCAUGGGGCAAAUUCUAUUCCGGUUCCAAAUCCAAUGAGAUUUCGGCUGCGACAGUAGACGAGACUGUUGUGCAUACUGGAAUCACAAAAUCUGCCGACUCAUGCGGCCGCUCAGGUGCGGCGUCAGGAGUAGAGGGUCAUCUUGAUCUCUACGAUGGCACCAAGAAAAUCUGUACUCUCUACUGGAACUGCCCGUGGGGAUCAGCAGUCAACGACUUUCAAGUUCGGGAUUAUUCUGCAGUUACAUCAGACUAUUCGGUAGCUGUUGAAAAUUGGAACCGGAAAGAUGGACCUCUUGGGAAUGUAGACAUUGCUGUUUCACUUUUGGGAGUGCGAGAAAAGAGGUAA
This is a messenger RNA of Trichoderma atroviride IMI 206040, 441 nucleotides long. RefSeq lists its product as uncharacterized. The record is from RefSeq and is a predicted model, not a curated record. Gene Ontology annotation, biological process: symbiont-mediated hemolysis of host erythrocyte. Lineage: Eukaryota; Fungi; Ascomycota; Sordariomycetes; Hypocreales; Hypocreaceae.